AUGUGGCGAGUUCAAAAAUAUGGUCUGGGCAGAUCGGAUUUGCUUUUCGGCCUCAGUGAUGUUCGAUUCUUGACAGGUCAGCAGAUAGAGACCGCUGCCCGAAGGAAGAAGAUCGUGGCUCGGAGAAAACUUUUUGUCCGCUCGGGGAACAAUGUCCCUGUGCAUCGUAAUCGAUUGGACAUGAUUGCGAGGCAAACCCAGCUUGUGCAGCAGUCGAUCCCCACCGCACAUAAUCGAGGGUGCACCGAAAGUUAUCACGGGGAGCAAAGACGAACGUGGAGCUUCGCCUCUUAUGAGAAGCAUGAGAUUUACAAGCAACGAUAA
Molecule: messenger RNA, 324 nt
Organism: Striga asiatica
Lineage: Eukaryota; Viridiplantae; Streptophyta; Magnoliopsida; Lamiales; Orobanchaceae
Source: the annotation of a GenBank genome assembly